UACAAAGUUGAACUGUACAAUAUGUUAUUGUGGCUGAAUGCAAUCAACUCCCUGUGUUUAAAAGACUGAAUGCAGCCAUGUUCUACACCCAUAUUCAGGGGAAAAGGUUUUUUUCAAUAUGACGCCUGACAGUCUGUUCUCCCGAGGUCCGUGAAAGCAGCACCUGCGCGUGCGACCAUUCACGGCUCGGACGCCACAGCGUCCUUUAAAUUGUACACUGCGUGGACCACUGAUUGGCUACAGGAAUGCGACCACCCUGAGCAUUGUGGGCAGUGUGGUCCAACCCAGUGCAGACUUUCAUGGACGUUAUUCGGACAGCACGAAAUCUGCUCCGGACACUUGGUGAACUUCUUGAUAUUGCUUUUCUCACAAGCCAGCCUGAAGAAGGUUCGGUCAGAACCGAAACGUCGCGACUUUGGCUUGUAUUAUAUGUAUAUAGUUCAUUUUUGUAUUGAUUUAUCAACUUUGAGCAACAAUAAACCGCUCAGUGAUCAAAAUCAGUAUACGAGUUAUCCGUUAGCAUAGAGCUGCCUAGCAUCACCCACACGGUCGAGUGGGACCAGUGGAGAGAGCUAAAGGUAUUAGUGGACGCAUAACCAUGCCCACAUAUGCUACGGAUGGAGAGUGGACCCUCGUUCGGCGACGCAGGGGCCGGAGAGGGGACCGCGACUGGAGAGCUGAGGAGAUCGCACGCAGACCACCUCGCCGAAGCAGCUAUCCAUCUCGAGAGGGUCGGAGGACCUACACGGCGAUCAGGAGAGAUGAUCACCGCAGCGGUGAGUCAGACUUUUUCCACGCACCACAGCGAAAUCGGGGGAGAAACCAGCCGGCAGCAGACCGCUAUGCAGCCCGCCAGGAGAGCUGGAGAGGAGAUCGCGGCUGGGGAGCUGACGAGGACGCACGCCGACCACCUCGGCGCAGCAGCCAUCCAUCUCGAGAAGGUCGGAGGACCUAUGCGGCGGUCGUGAGAGAGGAACACCGCAACGGUCAGCCAGGCUUUUUCCACGCACCACAGCGGAACCGGGGGAGGGACCGUCCGGCACCGGACCGCUAUGCAGCCCGCCAGGAGAGCUGGAGAGGAGACCGCGGCUGGAGAGCUGAGGAGGACGUACGCCGACCACCUCGACGCAGCAGCUACCCAUCUCGAGAAGGUCGGAGGACCUAUGCGGCGGCCGUGGGAGAGGAUCACCGCAGCGACGAGCCGGACUUUUUCCACGCACCACAGCGGAGCCGGAGGGGAGAACAGCCGGCGACAGACCGCUAUGCAGCCCGGCAAGGAAGUCGGACCGGACGGGACCGACGAUUCGAACGGAGAACGGCUCGGGACAAUCGGACUAAAGGAUCACAUUCCAGCCCUCACCUCAGACAUUUUCACUACAGAAGAGGAUGACAUUCACUGGUCAUAUGGAACCUCAGAGGCAAUGUUACAACACUGGGAGAUGUAUGUAAAUGGGGAGUCCCCAUAAGCCUGACACAUCGGGAGGGGUCAAGUGAUUUACAGGUUGUUGAUGGUGUUAUGAACUUGUCUAAAAAAUUCCAUCCUUCCACUGCUCAGCGGAGCCUGCUGAAUAGAGGCCUGACUUUUAUCCCCACAAAAGGCUACAACAAAAAUUUACAAUUACAAUGCAAACAUGACAUUCAGCAGUACCAUAGGAGGAUCAAAUUGGCUGCCUUUUAUGGAGAUAAAAAUGAGACUCAAUCUCAGCCCUUCACUCCAAAGUCAUACUGGUCUCCGCCCAAUGCUCAGCUGCCACCCCAAAUUCUCGCUUUGAUCAAAGCUGAUAAUGAAUAUUUUCAAAACCAUUUUCAUGUAGAGCGAAUUAAGUCCAAUUUGACAAUAGAAGAGACAAAGGCUCUAACAGAAUUGAAAGAAAACAAACAAAUUAUUAUAAAACCGGCAGACAAAGGGAGCGCGGUUGUAAUUUUGGACAGGGACCAGUAUUUGGAGGAAGGCUACAGGCAAUUAAAUGACAAAACGUAUUAUUUGAAAUUAAAAAAACCCAUAUACCACGACACAAUACCAAUGGUGGAAAAAAUCAUUAAUAGCUUACACCAAAAGAAAUUUAUAAAUCUAAAACAGAAGAACUAUUUGCUGGGCUCCGCUGAACCAAGGGGAAGGCUCUUUUACAUGCUGCCUAAGAUCCACAAGGAUCCGGCGAAAUGGAGUGUCCCCUUUCAGGUGCCCCCAGGGCGACCAAUCGUCUCAGACUGUGAUAGUGAGACUUACUAUACAGCUGAGUAUCUGGAUUAUUUCCUGACUCCUUUAUCCACAAAACAUGCGAGCUAUAUUAAGGAUACAUAUGAUUUUGUGGAUAAAGUGAAGCAAAUAGAAGUCCCCAUCGAUUCUUUUCUGUUUUCCAUAGAUGUUGACAGCCUUUACACAAACAUUGACAUUGGUGAAGGCAUUGACUCCAUUAAGAGAGUCUUUCAAAAGUACCCGGAUAAGAGAAGGCCAGAAAAAGAAUUACUAAAACUUUUAGAAAUAAAUCUCACAAGGAACGAUUUUGAAUUCAAUGGUGACUUCUAUUUACAAGUCAAGGGUACGGCCAUGGGGAAGAAGUUUGCCCCAGCAUAUGCAAACAUCUUCAUGGCAGAGUGGGAGACGGCUGCACUGGAUAAAUGUAUUAAAAAGCCACUGCACUAUUACCGUUUUCUGGACGACAUAUGGGGGGUCUGGCAACAUUCUGAGCAGGAUUUUGAGAUGUUUCUGAAAACUUUAAAUGACCACAAUGCUUCUAUUAAGGUGAAAUCAACCAUCAGUAAGGCCUCUAUUGAUUUUCUUGACACGACCACCUUCAAAGGCCCAAAUUUCAUGAAUGACCGUAAAUUGGACAUAAAGGUCUUUUUCAAACCUACAGACACUCAUGCCCUCCUAUUUAAAACAAGUUUUCAUCCUAAACACACAUUUGCGGGAAUAGUCAAAUCCCAACUGUUAAGAUUCCACAGAAUUUGUACACAAAAGUCUGAUUUUGGAGCUGCUGUUAAGACCCUGUUCUCUGCUCUCUCCACUAGGGGGUACUGUUGGUCUUUCCUAAGGAGCUGCUUUAAUUCCUUUCUCCAGACAAAACCAAUUGACGUUUCCCCUCUGCUUCCAGUGGUCAUCACGUAUGCUCCUUUCACCUGCAAAUUGGUCAGGGCUAUCAAAAACAAUUUCCAGAGCCUAGCUCAGAAUGUACAGACACUUCACAAUCACAAGGUAAUUGCUGCUUUCAGGAGACAUAAGAACCUAGGUGAUCUCCUCAUUAGAGCCCAAAUUUCGCCUCUCUCUGUGCCUAGACGCAGAGAUCAGGGGCAAUUUUUCCAGCAUCGUAGGUUGGUGCGCAGCCAUUCUAAUGGCUCUGUUUUUCUGUCUUUGUGCAAAGGGACCCCGAGGUCCAAAAAUUGUAUAUAUUUGAUUACAUGUAAGAGAUGUGGAAUCCAGUAUGUGGGGGAAACGGGUAACACACUGCUGACUCGAUUCACUCAACACAGGUACAAUAUUACACAGAAAAAGAACACUCACACCUACCUGGUGAAACAUUUUUUAAUACAUGGUUGGAGCUCUGUCACAGCGACAGUUAUCCAAGUGAACUCGAGGUGGACAACGCAGCAGAGGAGGAGAACUGAGAGAGUUUGGAUAGCUAAACUGGAUACAGUUUAUCCAAACGGACUCAACGAAAAGGGAUUCAGGAGAUAUUGAUCCCACAGAAUGUAUAUAGUUAUUAUUCUAAUGUUUUCAAUUGUCAUUGCUGCCAUUGUUACUGUGUGUCUCACUCCCUUUCCACAAUUUCCUGGGGAGCAUCCCACCCCUCAAACUGACCCUAAACUUAACCUCAGUGACCCCUAGACAAAACUCAACUCCGGCCCUAAACCUAACCACUCGGACACCUAGUUGGAGAUGAGGACGGGGCAUACCCCCACCCCUGGGAUGGGCCCUAACCUUAACCCCUCCCC
Messenger RNA from Oreochromis niloticus (Nile tilapia), 3933 nucleotides. RefSeq lists its product as uncharacterized. The transcript has 2 exons. Lineage: Eukaryota; Metazoa; Chordata; Actinopteri; Cichliformes; Cichlidae. The record is from RefSeq and is a predicted model, not a curated record. Bases 1517 to 3679 code for a protein of 720 amino acids.